Molecule: messenger RNA, 618 nt
Organism: Paraphaeosphaeria sporulosa
Lineage: Eukaryota; Fungi; Ascomycota; Dothideomycetes; Pleosporales; Didymosphaeriaceae
Exons: 3
Coding region: 334-564 (76 amino acids)
Source: RefSeq, a predicted model, not a curated record
GCAGAUCACCAACUGGGACGCUGACUUGCGAGGAGCCAUAUUGGACAUAUCACGUUUUGACCGGUCAGUCCUCGACUAGCUGCACGAUUGCUGUGGAAACUAUCGUGGGUCUACAACAUGCCUCAGGAAAGACAAUACGCGUUACACACGACAAUGCAAAGCCGCACUGAUCGCACUGGUCGCACUCGCACUCAACGGCCUCAAACUGAUCACCGCCAUGUCGAAGAGCUUAAAUAACUCCGAUGCUUCCGCUGUCAUCACUUCGCUACCAGCUGUACUCAUCUCUUCCACCUUCCUAUCCAGCCUUCGCUUCAGCCUCCAUCGCCAUCGACGAUGCCAGCCCUCACCUUCCGCCCCCGAAACCCUCCUCCCCCUCCUAUCGCCGAACUCCUUCAAACCACCUUCGAAGGUCUCGCCGCCCUAGUCGCCUGCCUCGCCCUCGCCUUCACGCUCUGGAAAUUCUGCGGCAAGUUCCGCGCCCACUACCACCGCCGACGUCGGCGGCAAAGAUCGUUUGAGCUAGAGGCACAGCUCCCGGAGGUCUGGGUCACGAGCAUGGGUUGACGACCAAUGCAUGCACCCUUCGAGGUGGAAAAGAUAGACUGGACGUUUUCAGGA